AACAAGAAACAGAAGCUGGAGAAGGACGCGAAGUCGCGGGUGCCAUUGCGGCCUCUUGGGUCAACUCAGCUGACGGCUUCUCUCCUGGACGAUGCGAGCAAGGAUGAUGAGGAGAGACGUCUCGAGUCAAUGCUCUUUGGAACUAAGUAUGCCCCCACCCCGCAAAACGAGGACCAUAUCCUUAUGGUCUCGGAUGAAGAACUCGAGGAGGUUGGAGGAGGACAAGAGCUACAGAAUCUAAUGGACACAGACCUCUUCUUUGUAGACGACGCUCAGGGAGCUCCCUCUGAUGAGCAACCUUCGUUGGACUUCGCCAAAGACAUGGGAGAGCAGUCCGAAGUAUCCGACGCGGAAGACAAAGAGGAGAAAUCUGAGCAGGAGAAUGCAAGCGAACAGUCAGAAAAUGACGAGGAGCUCGUAGAACCGGAGCCUGUUGCAUCGACAUCUACAAGUCGCAAGGCUCCCGCUUGGAUUGAUUCAGACGACACAAACAUCUCCGUGUCCUUGGCAGACAACGCUCGCCUUCGCAAGCUGCGGGACACCCCUUCGGACAAUGUUGUUGGCGGGCGAGAAUACGAACGACGCCUGCGUCGACAGUUUGAACGUAUCAAUCCCACACCAGAUUGGGCACAGAAGGCGAGGAGCAAGCUACAUCCGACAAGGCAAAAGCGACGACGACUGUCGGUCUCUUCCGAUGAGGAGGAGAAGAUGCAAGAGGAUGAGGCACUGGGCGACCUCCUUGGUGACACUGGCGGGAUCCUUGGUCCAAGACCAAAGAAGCUUGCGCCUGGUACGCUUUCAAUCGAGCGAUUGCGGGACGCGAACCUUGCUGCUCCAUCCGAAGGAGCUAUCAAGGCUGUUCAGUUUCAUCCUUCUGCUCAAAUACCUGUGCUGCUUACCGCGAGCGAGGACCGACGACUACGAUUCUUCAACGUUGACGGACACACAAACCCACACCUCCAGACUGUACAUAUCCCAGACCUUCCUAUCACCACCGCACUUUUUCACCCAACCGGCACAAACGUCCUACUCACUGGCCCGCGACCAUAUUUUUACACGUACGACCUGCAGUCCGGCUCGGCAUCACGCUCACCGCGUGGCCUUUGGGGCACGACGUUCUCUGGUGAUCAGAUGAAGGAGGGUAGCAUGGAAAUUUGUGCCUUUAACCCGACGGGAGAGGUUUUGGCCGUCGCAGGACGGAAGGGGUACGUGCAUCUGGUCGACUGGCGGUCGGGCACGGGACAGGUCGUAGGUAGUGUCAAGAUGAACUCGGUGGUGAAGGGCGUAUGGUGGGCACGGGGAGGGGCUGGUGCCGAACUGAUGAGUUUGGGGGAGGACGCCGAGGUGUAUGUCUGGGAUGUUGGCACGAGGAGAUGUACCAAACGAUGGAAGGACGAGGGAGGAUUUGGCGCUACGACAAUUACCGGAGACCGAGCAGGCCAGUAUCUUGGCAUUGGAUCUCGGCACGGUAUUGUGAGCGUGUACGGCUCGGAUGCUGCCCCAACGUCGGAUUCAAAGCGACCAAAACCUCUAAAGACUAUCGGCAACCUCACGACGUCUAUCUCAUCUGUGAAGUUUAACCACGAUUCUCAGCUUCUCGCCAUCGCUAGCAAUACCAAAAAGGAUCAGAUGCGCAUAAUCCACCUCCCAUCGCUCACAGCAUACUCCAACUGGCCGACGUUCGGCACGCCUCUUGGCCAUGUCACGAGCAUCGAUUUCUCCACUGGCAGCGAGUACGUCGCGAUUGGCAACAGCCGCGGACGUGCUUUGUUGUACCAUCUCAGAGAUUUCGCGCAGCAAUGACCGUUGCGGGACGAGAAGUGGUGUUCUCGGCCUUAGACUCCCCUCUUAGCCAGUUUCAAUGCAGCUAUGAUCCCUUCGGUAGCUUGACUUGAAACGUGCAUUGGGGGAGCGUAGUAAUCUCCGGCACAACGACUG
Phanerochaete carnosa HHB-10118-sp is the source of this 1938-nucleotide messenger RNA. RefSeq lists its product as uncharacterized. The record is from RefSeq and is a predicted model, not a curated record. Gene Ontology annotation, cellular component: small-subunit processome; Pwp2p-containing subcomplex of 90S preribosome. Gene Ontology annotation, molecular function: protein binding. The coding region runs from base 184 to 1803 and encodes 539 amino acids. Lineage: Eukaryota; Fungi; Basidiomycota; Agaricomycetes; Polyporales; Phanerochaetaceae. The transcript is spliced from 6 exons. Gene Ontology annotation, biological process: rRNA processing.